Messenger RNA from Diceros bicornis minor, 3803 nucleotides. It is a transcript of the gene NRG3, whose product is annotated as neuregulin 3. The transcript has 10 exons. Gene Ontology annotation, biological process: animal organ development; intracellular signal transduction; nervous system development. Gene Ontology annotation, molecular function: chemorepellent activity. The coding region runs from base 842 to 3019 and encodes 725 amino acids. Lineage: Eukaryota; Metazoa; Chordata; Mammalia; Perissodactyla; Rhinocerotidae. The record is from RefSeq and is a predicted model, not a curated record.
CUGGAGCCGCCUCCGGCCGGGGUGCGCGUCGCCCGGCAUCCCCGACGCGGUCCCCCGCUUCACCUCCCCAGGCGUGAGCGGGCGCGGCGCCCAGGAGCGGUUGCGAAUCCUCUGCGGCUGCCUGGCACCCCUCCGAGGCGGCUCGGCAGCACCCGCGCGGAGCCCGUGCGCCCCGGCCGGGCUGGCGCUGGCGGCGGCGCAGCUCGCCGGAGUUUGACUCGCGGCGGCGGGAGCGCGGCGAGCCGGGCCGCUCGCCCUCCGCGCUGCGCUCGGAUUGGUUUCUCCCCGGGAGUGCUGGCCGAGGGUUGGCUGCGGGCCGGCUGAAGAACAGGUGCACCUCGCCGCCCGGACGCGCGGAGCGGCCGCGGAGGAGCGCGGCGCGCCGGGCCGACCGCUGUGUCGGAAUGCGGCUCUCCGGCGCCCGGCGCGGCCCCUGAAGGCGGCGCGAGGCCCAGCGGCGGGCGGGCGCCCCGAGGAUGCCGGCGCGGCUGGGGCGCAGGCAGGCGGCGGGCGGCAGCGGCAGCAGCGGGCGCGGGGCCCCGGCGCGCAGGAGGCCGCUCGGCGGGCUGCAGACGCGCCGCGCCGCUCCCUGACCGGCCGCGGGCCGGGGCCGCCUCGCCCCUCGCGCGCGCUCCCCGCCGCCCCCUCCCCGCCGCCCCUCCCCCGCUCCCCCGCUCCCCGCCCGCCGCCCGCCUCUCGGGGGGAGGGGCGUGGGGGCAGGGAGCCGAUUUGCAUGCGGCCGCCGCGGCCGUGCCUGCGCCGAGCCCGCCGCCGCCGGAGCCCGCGGCCCCAUGCCUCUGCGCGGCCCUCGGGGGGGCGAAGGUGAAGACCGGCGCCUAGGAUGAGCGAAGGGGCGGCCGCCGCCUCGCCACCGGGAGCCGCUUCGGCAGCCGCCGCCUCGGCCGAGGAGGGCACCGCGGCGGCGGCGGCAGCGGCGGCGGCGGGCGGGGGCCCGGACGGCGGCGGCGAAGGGGCGGCCGAGCCCCCCCGGGAGUUACGCUGUAGCGACUGCAUCGUGUGGAACCGGCAGCAGACGUGGCUGUGCGUGGUGCCUCUGUUCAUCGGCUUUAUCGGCCUGGGGCUCAGCCUCAUGCUCCUCAAAUGGAUCGUGGUGGGCUCCGUCAAGGAGUACGUGCCCACCGACCUGGUGGACUCCAAGGGGAUGGGCCAGGACCCCUUCUUCCUCUCCAAGCCCAGCUCCUUCCCCAAGGCCAUGGAGACCACCACCACGACUACUUCCACCGCGUCCUCCGCCACCCCGUCGGCCGGCGGCGCCGCCUCUUCCAGGACGCCCAACCGGAUUAGCACCCGCCUGACCACCAUCACGCGGGCGCCCACUCGCUUCCCCGGGCACCGGGUGCCCAUCCGGGCCAGCCCGCGCUCCACCACGGCACGGAACACUGUGGCCCCCCCGACGGUCCUGUCUACCACGGCCCCUUUUUUCAGUAGCAGCACGCCGGGCUCGCGACCCCCGGUGCCAGGAACCCCCAGUACCCAGGCAAUGCCCUCCUGGCCCACUGCGGCAUACGCUACCUCCUCCUACCUUCAUGAUUCGACCCCUUCCUGGACCCUGUCUCCCUUUCAGGACGCUGCCUCCCCCUCUGCCUCCUCCUCGUCUGCCGCCGCCUCUACCGCCACCACCACCACGCCAGAAACGAGCACCAGCCCCAGAUUUCAUACGACGACAUAUUCCACCGAGCGAUCCGAGCACUUCAAACCCUGCCGAGACAAGGACCUCGCAUACUGUCUCAAUGACGGCGAGUGCUUUGUGAUCGAAACCCUGACUGGAUCCCAUAAACACUGUCGGUGCAAAGAAGGCUACCAGGGAGUCCGUUGUGAUCAAUUUCUGCCGAAAACUGAUUCCAUCUUAUCUGAUCCAACAGACCACUUGGGGAUUGAAUUCAUGGAGAGUGAAGAGGUUUAUCAAAGGCAGGUGCUGUCAAUUUCAUGUAUCAUCUUUGGAAUUGUCAUCGUGGGCAUGUUCUGUGCAGCGUUCUACUUCAAAAGCAAGAAACAAGCUAAACAAAUCCAAGAGCAGCUGAAAGACCCACAAAAUGGUAAAAACUACAGUCUCAAAGCAUCUAGCACAACGGCAAAGUCAGAAAACUUGGUGAAGAAUCAUGUCCAGCUGCAAAAUUAUUCAAAAGCGGAAAGGCAUCCUGUGACUGCAUUGGAGAAAAUGAUGGAGUCAAGUUUUGCCGGCCCCCAUUCAUUCACAGAGGUCUCUUCUCCUGACAGAGGAAGCCAAUCUGUCAAACACCACAGCAGGAGUCUCUCCUCUUGCUGCAGCCCAGGGCAAAGGAGUGGUAUGCUCCAUAGGAAUGCCUUCAGAAGGACACCCCCCUCGCCCCGAAGUAGGCUGGGCGGAAUUGUGGGACCAGCAUAUCAGCAACUUGAGGAAUCAAGGAUCCCAGACCAGGACACAAUACCUUGCCAACGGAUAGAGGUCAGGAAGACUAUAUCCCACCUGCCUAUACAGCUGUGGUGUGUUGAAAGCUCCCUGGACUUAAAGUAUUCAUCCAACGGUUUAAAAACCGAACAAAACGCAUCAAUAAAUAUGCAACUGCCUUCAAGAGAGACAAACUCCUAUUUUAAUAGCUUGGAUCAAAAAGACCUGAUGGGAUAUCCAUCCAACAGGGCCAGUUCCGUGCCCAUCAUCCCUUCAGUGGGCCUGGAGGAAACCUGCAUGCAAAUGACAGGGAUUUCUGAAGUCAAAAGCAUCAAAUGGUGCAAAAACUCUUACUCUGCUGAUAUCGUCAAUGUGAGUAUUCCAGUCAGCGAUUGUCUCGUAGCAGAACAACAAGAAGUGAAAAUAUUGCUAGAAACUGUCCAGGAGCAGAUCCGAAUUCUGACUGAUGCCAGGAGGUCAGAAGACUACGAACUGGCCAGCGUAGAAACCGAGGACAGCGCAAGUGAAAACACAGCCUUUCUCCCCCUGAGUCCCGUGGCCAAAUCAGAACGAGAGGCACAAUUUGUCUUAAGAAAUGAAAUACAAAGAGACUCUGCAUUGACCAAGUGACUUGAGUUGUAGGAAUCUGUGCAUUCUAUGCUUUGCUCAACAGGAAAGAGAGGAAAUGAAAUACAAAUUAUUUAUAUGCAUUAAUUUAAGAGCAUCUACUUAGAAGAAACCAAAUAGUCUAUCGCCCUCAUAUCAUAGUGUUUUUUAACAAAAUAUUUUUUUAAAGGGAAAGAAACAUUUCAGGAGUGAUAAAGCUUACAACUAAAGCUUUUGGGUAGGAUUCUGAAUACAAUUUCAGUUAGCCCCAACACCAUCGUCCUUGGCUCUUAGAUGUGGGCGAUUCAGACCCUCAACCCCACAGUGCCAGUGUCUUCUUAAAAAAGCACUGGCAGUUACCUGGUUUCAAAGAGACGAGCUGUAUCCUGAGGGCAGACGUGCCAAUGAGCAGAUGGCCCUUGCCAUUUGGCUUGCCAGUCCCAACCCCUAAAUUUCUAUUCACUCGACAGCCUCAUCACAGGUUAUGUCAUGUCAACAAAUGUAGUGUUUUCUAUUUAAUUUUUGAAGAAUGGCACAAAGACUCUGGAAGGAGAAGGACAGGAGAUAGAGGGAGUCAGCGGGGGCAAUCUUAGCUACUCUUAUGUGCCAGCUUCCUCUGAAAUUUGAAGGCACAGAAUCUCAGAGGGAGAUAUGAAAUUAUUAUAGAAAAAAAGACAAAAAUGUCACAAUGUUGGGUCACUAAAAUCAUGCUAAUAGAAAUGUUUUUCUUUGAGAUCAUUUAGGGGCUCUGAGGAGCAUUUCUCAGUGUGUGUGUGCCUGUGUGUGUGUGUGUGUGUGCGAGCGUGUG